UUCCUUUGAUUCCUCUCUCUGCUCCUUUUUGCUAUCGUCGUCAAGAGCCAGAAAGAGAGAGAAAAAGAGGAAUCGGUUGUUUUGUUGUCGAAGCUUCUUCCACCUCGAGCGUCAACGCGUUUCUCUCAUCUUCGAUCUCGUUGAUCAGAAGAUUUCCCGAGCUUCAGAUCAACAAUCAUGGCCACCGCUGGAAACAAGAACAUCAACGCCAAAUUGGUAUUACUAGGAGAUGUUGGGGCUGGAAAAUCAAGUCUUGUGCUUCGCUUCGUCAAAGAUCAGUUUGUUGAAUUCCAGGAAUCAACGAUAGGUGCAGCGUUCUUCUCACAAACAUUGGCUGUGAAUGAUGCAACUGUCAAGUUUGAGAUUUGGGAUACAGCUGGUCAGGAACGUUACCAUAGCUUGGCUCCUAUGUACUACAGGGGUGCUGCUGCUGCCAUUAUUGUCUUUGACAUUACUAAUCAAGGCUCAUUUGAGAGGGCGAAGAAAUGGGUUCAGGAACUGCAGGCACAAGCAAAAAGGCUCCCACGUGUACAGCCAGCAGAAAACCCAGCAGGAAUGGUUCUCCCAAACGGACCAGCAGCCACUGCAGUGAGUUCUUCAUGUUGUGCUUAA
Eruca vesicaria subsp. sativa (arugula) is the source of this 612-nucleotide messenger RNA. The record is from the annotation of a GenBank genome assembly. NCBI's taxonomy places the organism in Eukaryota, Viridiplantae, Streptophyta, Magnoliopsida, Brassicales, Brassicaceae.